Molecule: messenger RNA, 3450 nt
Organism: Striga hermonthica
Lineage: Eukaryota; Viridiplantae; Streptophyta; Magnoliopsida; Lamiales; Orobanchaceae
Source: the annotation of a GenBank genome assembly
AUGCAUUUUAGGCUAAGAUUUUUUCUUGCACGCGCCGCCAGGAAAUCAAUCGCUAUUUCGCCCACUUCAGUUUCGCCGAGUCCAAGAGCUGCACUUACCGGCGGCUAUACUACCGUAGCUAACGUUGUCGGAAAAUCUCUAAAUUCCCGUUGGUUUGAGCAGCAAAUCUUACCUUUUUACUCCGUUUUGGUUGGACGUGAGUUCUCCAGCUAUGCCGUCGAGCAGUUCUCCGACGAUGAAUACGAAUGCGAUUACGAAAAUCAUCCAGCUUCAUCAUCCGUGGCGAAUAUUGAUGAGUGGAAAUGGAAACUUAGCAUGUUGUUACGAAGUGAUGAGGAUCAAGAAAUAGUAUCGAAAGAUAAAAGGGACAGGAGAGACUUUGAACAAAUAUCCAGGCUCGCCAAACAAAUGGGGCUUUACUGUGAACUAUAUGGAAAAAUUGUUGUUGCAAGCAAAGUUCCUCUUCCCAACUACAGACCAGAUCUGGAUGAUAAGCGGCCUCAGAGGGAGGUUGUGAUCCCAUUGAGCUUACAAAGAAGGGUGGAGGGUUUGCUCCAGGAGCAUCUCGACAGAGCAAUUGUGUAUUCUGAAAAAGACUGUGAUGCUUCAGAUGAGACGAUAACCAGUAAUCACCUCGAAAAUGUGGAUACUGCUGAGCAUGCGGAUUCAUUCCUUGAUGAUUCGGUUAUGGAGAAAGUUCUGCAGAGGCGGAGCCUGCGCAUGCGCAAUAUGCAGAGAACUUGGCAGGAAUCACCAGAAGGUAGGAGGAUGAUGGAAUUCAGGAAGUCUCUCCCUUCAUUCCGGGAGAAGGAAAGGCUUCUUCAAGCAAUAGCAAGAAAUCAGGUUGUAGUGAUUUCUGGUGAGACCGGAUGUGGUAAGACCACCCAACUUCCUCAGUAUAUUUUGGAGUCAGAAAUAGAGUCUGGUCGGGGAGCAUUUUGCAGCAUAAUAUGUACACAGCCUCGAAGAAUAUCAGCCAUGACAGUUUCAGAACGAGUUUCUUCUGAGAGGGGAGAACCUCUUGGUGAAUCAGUUGGCUAUAAAGUACGAUUGGAGGGAAUGAAAGGCAAGAAUACACAUUUGCUCUUUUGUACCAGUGGAAUUUUGCUCCGUAGGCUAUUGAGUGAUAGAAAUCUGGAUGGUAUAACUCAUGUGUUUGUUGAUGAAAUCCACGAGCGUGGCAUGAAUGAAGAUUUCUUGUUGAUUGUCUUGAAGGAUCUUCUUCCUCGUCGCCGGGAUUUAAGAUUGAUUCUGAUGAGUGCCACGUUGAAUGCCGAUCUAUUUUCUGGUUAUUUUGGUGGAGCACCUAUGAUCCACAUUCCAGGCUUCACUUACCCUGUAAGAGCCCUUUUCCUGGAAGAUAUACUCGAAAUAACGGGGUAUAGAUUGACUUCAUUCAAUCAAAUAGAUGAUUAUGGCCAAGAGAAGAUGUGGAAAACGCAGAGACAAUUAGCUCCUCGAAAAAGGAAAAAUCAAAUCACUACUCUUGUUGAGGAAGCUCUGACUAAAUCAAAUUUUGGGAGUUAUAGCUCUAAGGUGCACGAGUCAUUGUCGUCCUGGACACCUGAUGGUAUUGGGUUUAAUCUCAUUGAGGCUGUAUUGUGCUAUAUAUGUCGCAAAGAACGCCCUGGUGCAGUGUUGGUAUUCAUGACAGGGUGGGAGGAUAUUAGUUGUUUGAGAGAUCAACUAAAAGCUCACCCUCUCUUAGGUGACCCUAAUAGGGUCCUGCUGCUUACAUGCCAUGGCUCAAUGGCCACCUCUGAACAGAAACUCAUAUUUGAGAAACCACCGCCUAAUGUUCGCAAAAUUGUACUUGCAACAAAUAUGGCUGAGGCAAGUAUCACAAUCAAUGACAUAGUUUUUGUUGUGGACUGUGGAAAAGCUAAGGAGACUACUUAUGAUGCGCUAAAUAAUACACCGUGUUUGCUACCUUCAUGGAUAUCCCAAGCAUCUGCUCGUCAGAGAAGGGGUAGGGCUGGCCGAGUUCAGCCAGGUGAGUGCUACCACCUGUAUCCGCAAUGUGUUUAUGAAGCUUUUUCCGAGUAUCAGCUUCCUGAACUCCUAAGAACUCCCCUGAAUUCUCUAUGCUUACAAAUUAAAAGCCUACAAGUUGAAAGCAUUGGAGAUUUUCUUUCUGCUGCACUUCAGCCGCCCAAACCAUUGGCCGUGCAAAAUGCUAUUGAUUUUUUGAAGAUGAUUGGUGCAUUAGAUGGUGAUGAGAACCUUACACAUCUAGGAAAGUUCUUGUCAGUGCUUCCAGUGGAUCCUAAGCUAGGGAAAAUGCUAAUCAUGGGUGCUAUUUUUCGAUGCUUUGACCCUAUAUUGACAAUUGUGGCCGGUCUGAGCGUUAGAGAUCCUUUCCUUUUGCCACAAGAUAAGAAGGAUUUAGCUGGGUCUGCCAAGUCGAGAUUCUCAGCAAAGGAUUACAGUGAUCACAUGGCUCUUGUGCGUGCAUAUGAAGGCUGGAAAGAUGCAGAAAGAGAAGGAUCUGCUUACGAGUAUUGCUGGAGGAACUUUCUGUCGCUUCAAACUCUUCAAGCUAUCCAUUCCCUUCGUAAGCAGUUCACCUACAUUUUGAGAGAUGCUAGAUUGCUCGAGGAAGAUGGAUCAGCUAAUAAUAAAUUGAGUCACAACCAACCGUUGGUUCGUGCAGUUAUCUGUUCUGGUCUUUUUCCUGGUAUUGCAUCUGUAUUGCACAGGGAGACAUCAAUGUCGUUCAAAACUAUGGAUGAUGGGCAGGUUUUGCUCUAUGCGAAUUCUGUGAAUGCGCGUUACCAAACAAUACAUUACCCGUGGUUGGUUUUUGGCGAGAAGGUGAAAGUAAAUACCGUGUUCAUACGCGAUUCAACUGGAGUAUCUGAUUCUAUUUUAAUCCUCUUUGGUGGUAAACUCGAAGACAAUACCGUGGCAGGACAUUUGAAAAUGUUGGGAGGAUACAUCGAAUUCUUCAUGAAUCCAAGUUUGGCCGAGUGCUACCUUCAAUAUCCAAGCAUCGACAUCCACAAGGAAGGCAAGUACAUCAUGCUUGCCGUUCAAGAACUCGUCUCGGGAGACCAGUGUGAAGGCAGAUUUGUUUUUGGCCGCGAAAGCAAGAAACAAAGGGAGCCCGGGGACAAAAAGGACCGAUUCACGAAAGACGGUACAAACCCGAAGAGCUUGCUCCAGACGCUGUUGAUGAGAGCCGGCCAUUCCCCACCUAAGUACAAAACAAAGCACCUCAAGACAAACGAGUUUAGGGCUUUGGUGGAAUUUAAGGGCAUGCAGUUUGUGGGGAAGCCGAAGAAAAAUAAGGCCCUGGCUGAGAAAGAUGCGGCUAUAGAGGCUCUGGCAUGGUUGACUCACACGUCCGAGAAUACUCAGCAUGAAGAUGACAAUACAACGCCAGAUGUCACGGACAACAUGCUCAAACUUCUCGGCAGGCGGAGGAGGUCGAAACGGAAUCCUCAUUAA